Pseudogymnoascus destructans is the source of this 633-nucleotide messenger RNA. RefSeq lists its product as uncharacterized. The record is from RefSeq and is a predicted model, not a curated record. The coding region runs from base 1 to 633 and encodes 210 amino acids. NCBI's taxonomy places the organism in Eukaryota, Fungi, Ascomycota, Leotiomycetes, Thelebolales, Thelebolaceae. The transcript is spliced from 3 exons. Gene Ontology annotation, biological process: intra-Golgi vesicle-mediated transport.
AUGACAGAUGAUAUCCACGCGGCCAACGACGACCUCGAACUGUCACACAUAUCCGGCAUAUCACGACCUGUACGACCAAACCCAACCCCAAUUGCUUGCAAAACACCUCCCUGGAUCCCACCACGUAUACCACACACGAUUAAUCCUCGCCACAAAAGAGGCGCGAGAAGCCGCGACGACCUGACUGCGGCUCCAGCCAACCGCGUGCUUUGGAACAAAGGGAUCUUCGAUCUUCAACCCAAUACAGUACCGAGCGAGCCCCUCAAACCCCGGAUCCAACUCCCGCCAUUCACUCACUCACUCCUCCGACCAACAACUGCAGUGCCACGAAUAGCAGCGAUGGCAGAAUCCUACGACCGCGAGCGCCAGAAUGACAGUAGACUCGAUGAGCUGUCCGCGAAAGUCAGUGCCCUCAGGGGCGUCACGGUGGACAUCUACGAUAACGCAAGGGCGCAGGACGUCAUUGAUAAUACCUCCGACACAUUUUCCUCCAUGGGCACGACGCUCAAGGGAUCCGCGCAGAGGUUAGGGCGCAUGGCGGCGUCGGGGAACAAGAUGGCUGCGCUCAAGCUGUCGGGGAUAAUUGUUGGGACGGUGCUGGUGUUAUGGUUUAUUUGGGGGCUGUUUGUAUGA